Messenger RNA from Durusdinium trenchii, 1659 nucleotides. NCBI's taxonomy places the organism in Eukaryota, Dinophyceae, Suessiales, Symbiodiniaceae. The record is from the annotation of a GenBank genome assembly.
AUGGAGACAGAUUCGAGGCUGAAUGACCUCAGCACACCCCUUUGUGCAACAGUCUUCAGCCCCAACCAUCCACCCAAGAAGGUGGAAGUUCAACAAGGUCAGCAAGAUUCGGACAGCUGCCUACAGGCACUUAUUGCACGCUCCACUUCGAUUGGAGACUCGGAGGUGAUGCUGGUCAUUAGGUCGUCUGUUUGGAUCAACUUUGUGCUGAUGGUUUGCAAGCUGUACACGUUCCUGAUCUCUGGUUCCCUCGCUGUCUUGGCCUCGCUGGUUGACUCCAUCAUCGAUUUGCUCGGCCAAGGGGCGCUUAUGUUUACUAGCGCGCUGGCGAAGGGGAAGAACGAGGAUGAGUACCCCGUAGGACGUGGGCGUCUUGAGCCCGUUGGAGUGAUGAUUUGUGCAGUCGUCAUGGGAAUGGCCAGCAUGGAGGUCAUCAGCCAGUCGACGGUACGCCUGGUGAAGUUCUGGGAUCGCAGUGAUGCGCCCGAGGUUGCCUUAACAAUGACCGCCGCCUUGCUCUUGGUAGGCGUGAUCUUCCUGAAGGUGGGGCUGUGGCACUGGUGCUCAGCUGUGUACCAGCGAAAUCCUCAAGAAGCUGUCAAGGCGAUUGCUCAGGAUAACCUCAAUGAUGUGAUUUCGAACAUCGCUGCCCUGAUUGCCCCAGAGAUGAUCUUGCUCGGUCACCAGUUUUGGCUGGUGGAUCCUUUCGCCGGGAUCGCCAUCUCGAUCUACAUCAUCUACACCUGGUUGGUGACGGGGUUUGAGCAAGUUGAGAUGAUAGUGGGCAAAAGGGCUGACCCCGACUUCUUGCAGAAGGUCUACAAUAUCGUGGAGGACUCCAGUGAGGAGCUCAGCCUUCAAGCUCAUGAAAUGCAAACCGCCCAGCUGUCAGCUGGACCAGUGUUCAACACAGUUUUGGAAGAGUCCUUGCUUCCGGAUGUUCAAGAAGAGCGAUCUGAUGGAUCAAGCCUGGUCGAAUGGAAGAAAAGGAGGGGACCUCGAUGCACCCCGGAGGUGAAAGCCUUGACGAUCUCUUUUCUCCUCUUCGGCCUGAUAACAGUCGUGCAAGUCUUUGCCGCGCAAAUUGCACACUCCAGGGCUUUGCUGAUGGACUGUAUCUCCAUGGGCGUGGACUCGCUGACAUACCUUGGAAAUAUUGUGGUGGAGUGCCGGAGGAGAGAUGGCCGAGAACAUGCGAUCUCGCAGCUGAUCAUUGUGGCUAUCUCCUUGAGCCUCCUGUGCUAUUUCACAUCAGAUGCUAUGCAGGAGAGCUGGGAGACGGUGUUGGUCUGUCAAGGAAAAGCCUCCGCUGAUGGAGACGAGGAGGUGAAUGGCUGGAUCACGCUUGGCUUUGCCCUGGGUGGCGUGGCAUUCGACGUCAUGUGCCUGAUCCAAUUCUACAAGAGCAACAAGAGAACUGGAAGCGGAAGAAGUGUGAAUAUAUUUUCGGCCUUUCUGCAUGUCAGUGCAGAUUUCCUUCGAUCCAGCGCAACACUGGUCAUGUCACUGAUUAUCCUCUUUGGUCAAGUGGACUCCACCUGCAUUGACGCUUAUUCUAGCAUCUUCAUCGGUGUAACAAUCGUCGUUGGCGCCUUUGUUGGCUUCUUCAAGUGGCUGAAACUACUUGCUUCACUCUGCUGUUGCAAGGAUGAUCUCUGA